GCGUCCCGGACGCGCCAUCAAAGGCGAUGCAUUCAUGACUGGUCUGGACGACAUACUUGGGAUUGUAGUGUUCCUUUGAUGGCGAAGCCGACGCGCCAGCGUCUGGAGAACGAACUGGAUACGCAGGAGAGUCCGGAAGUUGACAUCGAAGAUCUCAUGCACUCGCUUGGGUCGUUCCAAGCAGUGUUGCUCCCAGUCACCUUGACGAUGGUGUUGUCGAGCUUUGCCUCUAUUUUGAUCCGAGACCCUGACGCCGCUGCGCAGAUGGCACAAGCGUACCUUGUGUACAAGCCCGACGAUAGCGACUCAGACAGUGCGCUUCUUGGCCAUGCCUUCGUGAACGCGCUGGCGAUUGUGUGCUUUUUCAUCGUCGCGACGUUCGUAAUUGUCAUUUGCUACAAGUUCAAGUUCACCAACUUUCUCGUCGGGUACAUGUUCCUGUCGUCUGCCGUGCUUCUCGGGUUCCUUGGCGGUCGGUUGGCUGAAGUCGCGCUCGAAAAUUUGAGCGUUCCCGUCGACGUGUGGUCGUAUUGGUUCAUCAUGUACAACUUUGCAGUCGUGGGAGUUUUGUCGAUCUUUUACCAAAAGGGUGUAAACAUGUCGUUGACGCAGUCGUACUUGGUCGCGGUGUCCAUCAUCAUGGCGUGGCAACUCAGCAAGUUUCCGGAAUGGACGACUUGGGCUCUCGUGGUCGUCCUCGCGUUCUACGAUCUGUGUGCCGUCCUUACACCAUGCGGGCCGCUCAAGUGCUUAGUCAACCUCAUCCAGCAGGAAGGUCGUCCGCUGCCUGGUCUGCUGUACGAGGCCGAGGUGCAGCGCACAUUUCACUCUGACGCCCACAGCCCAUCAUACUACCAACGUGGUGGGCCACCAUGCCCUGAACAGGCAACUGGCACACAAACCACUUGCACGUUUACGCGGCGUCGUUCUCGCCCCGACGACAGCCACGAACCGUUGCUGGCGGCUGCGUCGUCGACGGACACCUCUGAGAUGACGACGACAGCCAAGCUGCCGCUCCGUGACCGACUUGUGGCUUUCUACAACGAGUACAAUCCUUCAGCCAUCGAGCGAGUCGACCAAGUGCUCGCUAUUUACGAAGGGCGAGAGCGUGAUCUGUGGAACGACCUGGCGGCCAAGUAUGGCCCCCACGACGAUGACGAGGACGACAACACAAUCAAGCUCGGACUUGGCGACUUUGUCUUUUACAGCGUUCUCGUGUCGCGCGCAGCCAUGUUUGACGUGAUGGCGAUGAUUGCAUGCCUCGUAUCGAUCCUCAUGGGCCUGGGCAGCACGCUCUUCCUCCUCAGCGUGUACAAGAAGGCGUUGCCUGCGCUCCCGAUCUCGAUCUUGCUAGGCGUAGCUAUCUAUCUCUGGGUCCGCUUCGUCCUGGUCGACUUUAUGGACAGCACUGUCGUGAUGCAAUAGCUGUACGGGUGGAGAAGGGAGAUAUUCCAGCGAUAUCACCCAAGAUAAAAUAUUUUACGGCAUUCCAUCGUCCUGUCAAGUGCUGGUUGUCGAUGUGCGACUUGUGUUUACGAUCUUGGCUUUGCUGGCGUGCCAACUCGGCAACGACAUGCUCA
Aphanomyces invadans is the source of this 1580-nucleotide messenger RNA. RefSeq lists its product as hypothetical. Lineage: Eukaryota; Oomycota; Saprolegniomycetes; Saprolegniales; Verrucalvaceae. Gene Ontology annotation, molecular function: aspartic endopeptidase activity, intramembrane cleaving. The record is from RefSeq and is a predicted model, not a curated record. Bases 79 to 1425 code for a protein of 448 amino acids. Gene Ontology annotation, biological process: protein processing. The transcript has 8 exons. Gene Ontology annotation, cellular component: nucleus; membrane.